GUUCUAAUGACUAAUGUCAACGUUCACUCGACAUUGCAUUACACAAUCACAAAAAUAAAUAAUAAAGUACCUAUAGUGCCCGGUAGCUAAGUCGUAAAAGGGAAAAGUCUUAAUAUCUUCAAGAUGUCGAUCGAGCCACCUCCGACAGACUUGGACUGGGUGCAGCUCCGCAAAGAUAUGGGAGGAGAUGGCCCUCAAACUGAGUCUACCAGUGACAAAUUCGCCAGGAAGUUCUAUGAAAACCCAUUUGUUCCUUUAGGUUGUCUUUUGACUACGGGAGCACUGUCUUAUGGUCUCUGGAACUUCAGACAAGGCAGGAGGAAGAUGUCACAGCAGAUGAUGAGGCUGCGAAUUGUUGCACAAGGAUUCACCAUCACGGCCCUGAUAGUAGGAGUCAUAGCAACCACAGGGAAACCUGCUAGCAACGCUAUCAAAAAUUAAAAAAUAUUGCUAAGUUUAUUUUAAUUUUGUCUUGAAUGUUUAAACUUUGUAAAUACAAAUAAUAUUUUAGCCCUUAUUUUCGCAAUAAAAAGAAGGAAGUUUUAACUCUGUAAAGUUCAUAGA
This is a messenger RNA of Plutella xylostella (diamondback moth), 564 nucleotides long. Its product is annotated as HIG1 domain family member 2A, mitochondrial. Gene Ontology annotation, biological process: mitochondrial respirasome assembly. Gene Ontology annotation, cellular component: mitochondrion. The record is from RefSeq and is a predicted model, not a curated record. NCBI's taxonomy places the organism in Eukaryota, Metazoa, Arthropoda, Insecta, Lepidoptera, Plutellidae.